Molecule: messenger RNA, 2822 nt
Organism: Trichoderma virens Gv29-8
Lineage: Eukaryota; Fungi; Ascomycota; Sordariomycetes; Hypocreales; Hypocreaceae
Exons: 3
Coding region: 150-2099 (649 amino acids)
Biological process (GO): DNA replication initiation; DNA replication
Cellular component (GO): alpha DNA polymerase:primase complex
Molecular function (GO): DNA binding
Source: RefSeq, a predicted model, not a curated record
UGUCUCUCUCUUGUUGCCACAGACAAGAAUAAAAUUGUCGUAAUUGCCGGUACAAGUUUUUUUUUUUCGCAUUUGUUUCGAUACCGGCAAAGGACAAGAGGAGUCAUUAGCUGCAUAAUUGGCCAAUUGACAAAGUGCGGUCGCCCAUAAUGGCCGACGAAGAAAUCCAGUCUCGAUUCGCUCCCAAUGGGACGCUGGAGCCAGAUGUUCUCAGCGAGCUCCAGUCCAUGGGACGACUACACGACAUCUCGGCUGAGGACCUCUAUUUCAAGUGGGAGUCGUACUGCAUCAAGAUGGACGUGGAUGCGCAGGCCGUGACGCUGUCGAAUGUGCGCGGCCUGAAGCAGAGCAUCCAGGAUGAGCUGGAGAAGUCGCAGCGGCGGGUGCAGCUCAAGAGCGAGAGGAAGAUGGCGCCGACACCGAGGCCCAAGGCGGGCAAGGGGGAUGUGUUUGGCAUGCUGGAUAGCUUGGUGCCGAGUACACCUGCGGCAGGGAAGCACAAGGCGCCUGGAAGUGGUGGACUGAGGAAGAGGAUGGAGAUGCAGAGGGACAUACCCAGCUCGCCAGCAGCAGGGCUCAACGAGCAGUUGAGGUCGAUGAAUCUCCCAACGGCGACCUUUGCAGAACGACAGAAUGCGGGAGAGGUGGUGGAAAUCCUAAACGACGAGCUCCCGCCGGCCGAAGCUCCCAUUGCGCCCUUCCCCGAACCGAGGAUCAAGCUCACAGCGGCCUCUGAUCAGAAGAAGAUGGGAUAUAAGCCGCUGGCGAUGAAGCUAUCGGAGGCUAGCGAGAUCCUUGACGACCGAAUCGACGACUUUGUUGAUCUUGUCCGCGAGCACCAUAGUCUGGAGUACUCUGCCUUUGGCAAUGCUGCAACCGCAAGCACAAGCGAGAUUGUGGCUGUAGGUCGCAUUGCAUCGGAUUCUCUGGAGGGAAAGCUCAACGCCGCCUCGAUAGUGCUGGAGACAUCAAGACGGAUGGGGAGGGGUCUCAGAGUGCCGCUCAAGCUGGACGGUGUUCAAAGCUGGAGCUUCUUUCCGGGCCAGAUUGUUGCGCUCAGGGGCAGUAACAUCACGGGGGAUGAAUUCAUCGUCAAGGAGAUUCUAGAUAUGCCACUUCUGCCGAGUGCUGCGUCCAGCCCUGCGGCUCUUGAGGCUCAUCGAGAGAAGCUUAGGGGGGACCCAGAUGCCAUGGACGCAGACUCGGACCCUGCGCCGCUAAGCAUCAUCUACGCAGCCGGGCCGUAUACGGCUGAUGAUAACCUCGACUAUGAGCCGCUGCAGGCGCUCUGCAAUCAGGCAGCUGAUACAUACGCCGAUGCUCUCGUUCUCACAGGACCGUUCCUUGAUAUCGACCACCCACUUAUUGCCACGGGCGACUUUGAUCUUCCUGAAGACGCCACAUAUGACCCCGAUACUGCCAACAUGAACACCGUCUUCAAAUAUCUCGUCGCCCCCGCGUUAAGCCGCCUCGCUUCUGCAAACCCCCAUAUCACAGUCAUCCUCGUCCCUUCCGUGCGAGAUGUUCUCGAUAAACACGUCUCCUGGCCACAGGAUACCAUCCCCCGACGAGAGCUCGGCCUACCCAAGUCGGUGCGCAUCGUUUCCAACCCCAUGACCCUAUCCAUGAAUGAGGUAGUUCUCGGUCUGUCUAGCCAAGACGUGUUGUAUGAACUACGCAGCGAGGAGAUCUCUAAGGGAGCACCUCCCGGAGAGCUCAUGCGGCGGCUGUGUCGCCAUCUGGUUGAGCAGCGGCAUUACUUCCCCGUGUUUCCGCCGACAGACCGAUCAAGGCUGCCCAAGACGGGUACGGAAGAUGGGCUUGCGACGGGUGCUAUGCUUGAUGUGAGCUAUCUUAAGUUGGGCGAGAUGGUCAGCGUUCGGCCUGAUGUGAUGCUGAUGCCCAGUUUCCUACCUCCUUUUGCAAAGGUCGUUGAAAGCGUUUUGGCAAUCAACCCAGGCUCUUUGUCGAAGAGGCGUGGAGCAGGGACAUAUGCUCGCAUGACUCUCUAUCCCCCAUCCUCAGACGGAGAAGUAAUAAAUGGCCUGAUAACCCACAAGGUAUUUGAUAGGGCACGGGUAGAGAUUGUGAGGAUAUAGAAGAAAAGGGCACCAAAUUGGGGGAGGGUGGGUUUUAGCAACUGAUGACAAGACAUUUGGCACAUUUUUUUGAUAUACUUGUUCUCAUUUUAAUCAUGUUCUUUUGGCCAUUUUUUCAUGCCAAAUAGAUGGGGUAUAUAUUUGUACGGUUAUAAAAAUCCAAGGUAUGGAUGCAUCUUUGCAUCCCCAUUAAAAAUAUUACAUGUGCAAGCCAUCCUUUUGGGGGAAACCCCCUUCAGUCCCGAUCAUCAACCCUGCGUCUCUUGUCGUCGUCAUGGCGAUAUCUUUCACGAGACGUACUCCUCUUUCGGCGAUUCCAGUCGUCAUCCGGCCGGAAUCGAUCGUCCUCACCGUCAUACCGACGACGGUCAUCCCUCCUCCUAUCGCCAUCAAACGACCCCCAUCGCCCAGUAUCUUCGGUCCGCAUGUCCUUGUACUUUGUCGCGCCCUUCUUGCCCAGCUUGGUCAUGUCCCGCAGCUGCAGAUACUCGGGAAGCGCCUCGCGGUUGCGCACGUCGUCCUGUAUGCGGCUGCCCAUGAUGUCUCGCUGCAGCAGGCCCGCGGCGGCCGUCUCCUCCUGGAAGAAGGCGCCCUUGUGGUAGUACUUUUGCUUGUAUGCCAUCUUGCCCUUGCUGUCCUUUUCCUCCUGCUGCUUCGCGAUGUAGGCCUCGUCCUCGGCGGCGCGCUCUUCCUCGGUGAGGUUGCGGCGCCGCUCCACCUCCG